Messenger RNA from Vavraia culicis subsp. floridensis, 774 nucleotides. RefSeq lists its product as uncharacterized. NCBI's taxonomy places the organism in Eukaryota, Fungi, Microsporidia, Pleistophoridae. The record is from RefSeq and is a predicted model, not a curated record. Gene Ontology annotation, molecular function: phosphatidylinositol binding. The coding region runs from base 1 to 600 and encodes 199 amino acids. The transcript has a single exon.
AUGCGAUGCACAAGUAAAGCCUUUCCUCGAAUUGAUGAGUCUCUCGUAACAAAUGGAACUUUUUGUUUUUUUUCUUGUGGAUACUGCAGCAUUCUUCUAAUCGGUAUACACGGCAGCUGUAGCACGCCUUUCCGCUACAAUUCGUUUCUCAUCGUUCACUGCCAUUCUCAAUCACAGAUGAAACAAAAACAAAUUAACAAUAUAAUCGCGGUGUGUACGCUCGCUAUGUCUGAAGACAACAGCCGUAUUCUAGAAAUUUCAAUACCAACGCACAAAAAGCUCAACAACAUCACGCAUUACGAAGUACUGUGCAUUACCAAUUUACAAGAGUACAAGAAAUGCUAUUCGCGUGUUUUUCGCCGCUAUAAACAGUUCAGACACCUUUACAAAGUUCUAAAUGGAAAGAUCGUUCAACCAGAGUUUCCCAAGAAAAGGUUUUUUAAUUACAAAGAAGAGGUAAUAAAGGAGAGGAUGGCAAUGUUCAGCGUGUGGCUGAGAUACAUUGCUAAGCUGGUAGAUGACAACAAUUGUUAUGGCGAUGAAUGGGCAAAAGAGGUGCUGCGUUUUCUUCAGGAUGAUAAGUAUCCUGGUUAUAACUAGGAAUUGGUAUUGAGCGCUUAGCCGGUAAAAAGUCAUUUCCUAGGUUGCUUUCGUGAAUGAGCAUGAAGUACUUCUGUGUUCCAUGGUGCCGAUAGAUGCUUUAGCAGGCGACUUGGAGUAAAAUCAAUUUCUGUUUCGAAAAUGUGGCAUAGUGGAAUGCGAGUUGAAUCCAUU